Molecule: messenger RNA, 516 nt
Organism: Lolium perenne
Lineage: Eukaryota; Viridiplantae; Streptophyta; Magnoliopsida; Poales; Poaceae
Source: RefSeq, a predicted model, not a curated record
AUGGAUAGUACUGCUGCUACCAACCCGACGCAGGCGCGCCGCCGCUUAGUAUGCGUUGAGAACGCGUUCAGCCAGCUGCUCGCCACCACCGUCAUUUUGCCCUUCGCCUACCUGCUCCUCGGGUGGCGGGUCGCCGCGGCAGCCGCCGCCGUCAUAUUGCUCGGCUGCCUCUUCACCCCCACCGGCAGCAACUUCAUCCGCACCGUACUCUGCUGCCGGCGACCUCCGGGUCUCGCCGCGUCCGGCGUCGUGGGCGGCGGCGGAAUGGGGACGGACGCGGCAGCGAUCGCGGCGCUGCCGGCGGCGUUCGCGUUCAAGCGGGACGUGCUGGCGGGGGAUGGAUGGGCGCAGUGCGCCAUCUGCCUGGGGCUGGUCCUCCUGGGGGAGAAGGUGCGGCGGCUGCCGGCGUGCGGGCACAUGUUCCACGCCGGCUGCGUCGACGAGUGGCUGCGUGCGCACCCCACAUGCCCGCUCUGCCGCGCCGCAGUCCGGCGGCCGCAACGGCUGCCUGUCUGA